CGCCCCCUGUCAGAGGAGGCCAUUGUUCAGCCGGUCGCGCUGGCUUCGCCGCCGCUGGGCUGGUCCUGCCCCCUCGGCGAGUCCCGGCGUCUCCUCAGAGCUGGGAGAGGCGGCCGUCCUGGGCGGUGAGCUCUCCGUGGUCCUCUGGCGCGGGCCGCCAUGAGCAAACGGAAGGCGCCGCAGGAGACCCUCAAUGGGGGCAUCACCGACAUGCUCACAGAACUCGCAAACUUUGAGAAGAACGUGAACCAGGCUAUCCACAAAUACAAUGCCUACAGAAAAGCAGCAUCUGUGAUAGCAAAGUACCCACACAAAAUAAAGAGUGGAGCGGAAGCAAAGAAACUGCCUGGAGUAGGAACAAAAAUUGCUGAAAAAAUUGAUGAGUUUUUAGCUACUGGAAAAUUGCGUAAACUGGAAAAGAUUCGGCAGGAUGAUACGAGUUCAUCCAUCAAUUUCCUGACUCGAGUCAGUGGCAUUGGUCCAUCUGCUGCAAGGAAGUUUGUAGAUGAAGGAAUUAAGACAUUAGAAGAUCUCAGAAAAAAUGAAGAUAAAUUGAACCAUCAUCAACGAAUUGGGCUAAAAUAUUUUGAGGACUUUGAGAAAAGAAUUCCACGUGAAGAAAUGUUACAAAUGCAAGAUAUUGUACUAAGUGAAGUUAAAAAAGUGGAUUCUGAAUACAUUGCUACAGUCUGUGGCAGUUUCAGAAGAGGUGCAGAAUCCAGUGGUGACAUGGAUGUCCUUCUCACCCAUCCAAGCUUUACUUCUGAGUCAGCCAAACAGCCCAAACUGCUGCAUCGUGCUGUGGAGCAGUUACAAAAGGUCUGUUUUAUCACAGACACUCUGUCAAAGGGUGAAACAAAGUUCAUGGGUGUUUGCCAGCUUCCCAGUAAACACAAUGAAAAGGAAUAUCCACACAGGAGAAUUGAUAUCAGGUUGAUACCCAAGGAUCAGUAUUACUGCGGUGUCCUCUAUUUCACUGGGAGUGAUAUUUUCAAUAAGAAUAUGAGAGCUCAUGCCCUAGAAAAAGGCUUCACAAUCAAUGAAUACACAAUUCGUCCCUUGGGCGUCACUGGCGUUGCUGGGGAGCCCCUGCCCGUGGACAGUGAGAAGGACAUCUUUGACUACAUCCAGUGGAAAUACCGUGAGCCCAAGGACCGAAGCGAGUGAGGCCCACCCUCCUUGGCACAGCCCGAUCGGGGUCUUAAUUUAUUUCUUAAGCUUUGCUAUGUGAGGCUCUGUGGUGUUUUUAAAUAACUGUUUCUUCUUCAUGGCGUAGCCUGCACUAUAGUCAAUAAAACCUCUUGUAUGAUUA
This is a messenger RNA of Dama dama (fallow deer), 1312 nucleotides long. It is a transcript of the gene POLB, whose product is annotated as DNA polymerase beta. Gene Ontology annotation, biological process: double-strand break repair via nonhomologous end joining. The transcript is spliced from 14 exons. The coding region runs from base 160 to 1167 and encodes 335 amino acids. NCBI's taxonomy places the organism in Eukaryota, Metazoa, Chordata, Mammalia, Artiodactyla, Cervidae. Gene Ontology annotation, cellular component: nucleus. Gene Ontology annotation, molecular function: DNA binding; DNA-directed DNA polymerase activity. The record is from RefSeq and is a predicted model, not a curated record.